Aspergillus affinis is the source of this 2487-nucleotide messenger RNA. Its product is annotated as glycosyltransferase. The transcript has 6 exons. Gene Ontology annotation, molecular function: hexosyltransferase activity; UDP-glycosyltransferase activity. Lineage: Eukaryota; Fungi; Ascomycota; Eurotiomycetes; Eurotiales; Aspergillaceae. Bases 1 to 2487 code for a protein of 828 amino acids. The record is from RefSeq and is a predicted model, not a curated record. Gene Ontology annotation, biological process: carbohydrate metabolic process.
AUGGCCUCUUCUAAGAGUCGUCUCCCCUAUCAGGAGGCCGAGGGACAUGACUUCAUAGUUGAGGAAACCCCACCGCCAUACGAGCUGAUGGCGCCGGAAGGAAAUAGCGUGGUUCAAGAUGACGGUCGAAUCGAGGUGGAUCUGGAUUCGCGAGCGUGCAGAGCAGCCUUGAAGUUCGUCCAAUGGCCUAGCGAAGAAGACGUUUUGCUCCCUCCACCGGAAUAUACAGAGUCCGUGGCCCCGGGGAUCCGAUUGAACAUCGUGAUCCAGGUCGUCGGUAGUCGAGGCGACGUGCAGCCGUUCAUUGCGCUGGGGAACGAGCUCCAGAAGUACGGACAUCGAGUGCGUCUGGCGACGCACGAUGUUUUCGACUCGUUUGUGCGGGGUUCGGGGCUCGAGUUCUAUCCGAUCGGUGGCGAUCCGGCGGAGUUGAUGGCCUAUAUGGUGAAGAACCCGGGGCUGAUCCCGAAGAUGAAGAGCUUGAAGGCGGGUGAUAUUCAGAAGAAGAGGUUGAUGGUGGCGGAGAUGCUGAAUGGGUGCUGGAGGUCGUGUAUUGAGGAUGAUCCGUCCACGCAGGUUCCGUUUGUGGCGGAUGCGAUCAUCGCCAAUCCGCCGAGUUUUGCGCAUGUGCAUUGUGCGCAGGCGUUGGGGAUUCCGCUGCAUUUGAUGUUCACGAUGCCAUGGAGUCCGACGACGGCGUAUCCGCAUCCGUUGGCGAAUCUGAAGUACUCGGGGAACAAUUCCCAGUUUGCGAAUUCGGUAUCCUAUGGGAUUGUGGAAUGGAUGACGUGGCAGGGACUUGGCGAUGUUAUCAACGAGUGGAGAGCCAUGAUAGACCUGGAACCGGUUCCUACUGGAGAAGGACCGAAUCUGGCGCAGACACUUAAAGUGCCGUUCACAUACUGCUGGUCUCCUGCGCUGUUGCCGAAACCUGCAGAUUGGCCGUCAUAUAUUGAUGUCUGCGGCUUUUUCUUUCGCGAUCCACCAAAUUACACACCGCCACCUGAUCUUGACGCCUUCCUGAGACAAGGACCACCGCCAGUCUAUAUUGGAUUCGGAAGUAUCGUGAUCGACGAUCCCCCACGAAUGACCCAAAUCCUCGAACAAACCGUCAGAAGUCUUGGAGUCCGCGCCAUCAUAUCUCGCGGCUGGAGCAAGUUAGGCGGCUCUCCGUCACACGAUAUCUUCUACCUCGGAGACUGUCCCCACGAAUGGCUGUUCCAACAUGUUUCUGCCGUUGUGCACCACGGUGGUGCCGGGACAACCGCCUGUGGUCUACGGUUUGGGAAACCGACCGUGAUCAUCCCUUUCUUUGGAGACCAGCCUUUCUGGGGCAACAUGAUAGCCGCAUCAGGUGCUGGACCACUGCCUAUUCACCACCGCGCCUUAACCGUUGAGGGACUUGCCAGGGCCAUCCAGUACUGUUUUGAACCCCGUGCACAGAAAGCUGCGGAAGAUAUCUGUAUCAGAAUGCGAGCAGAAUCUGGGGUGAAGCGGGCCGUGGAAUCUUUCCACCGCAACUUGCCAGUGGAAGUAAUGCGUUGUCAAAUUCUGCCCGAUCAGCCUGCUGUCUGGGCCUACAAGAAGUCGUCGAUGAAGCCUAUCUGUCUAUCAAAAUUAGCCACACAGCUGCUGAUGGACCACCUGAAGAUAGAACAGAAGAACCUGCAGUUAUUUGAAGCACGACCGAUAUUUAUUCAGAACCGGAGGCUCGACCCACUGAGUAGCACCACAUCAGCGGCUAUCGGCACUGGAACCAACAUGCUAAAAGCCACUACCGAUAUGCUCCUGAAACCAUACCAAGAAGCGACUCGACCUAGUUCAUCGCGAUCCAACAGCGCGCCUCAUGUGCCUACACGAUCCCGAUCUAUGCAGGACCUAACCGCAUCGCAGCCAAUGUCUGCGUCACCGGCACCAGAAACCAGCGAAGAGAGAACUAAUUGGCACCGAGGCGGAGCAGCAGUUGCGGCGGGGGCUAAGGGAUUCGGGAAAUUUCUCAGCAGUUACUCGAAGGGCAUUAUCGUUGACAUUCCGCUGGCCGCAACAGAAGGCCUUCGCGCAGUUCCAAGGCUAUACGGCGAGGAGGUGGAGGACUACCAAGUCCGGGACUGGAAAUCCGGGGCCCUGGCCGGUGGGAAGAAUUUCGCGCAUAACAUGCGCGAGGGGUUCACCGGUAUCUGGAACCAGCCUCGGAAAGGCAUAGACGAAGGGGCCCUCGGCGUGGCAAAAGGUAUCAUGAAAGGAACGAUCGGGUUUACAACGAUGGUGCCGUCUGCGGCGCUGGGUCUGGUGGCUUAUCCUGCCCAAGGACUUUGCAAGAGUCUUCAUACGGCAGUCAGAUCGAAGACGAGGAAGCAGAUCGCAAAAUCCCGACAUAGGGAGGGAGCGUAUAUGAUGCGAAAUAAGGGGACACAGAGUCUGGACCGCAGGUCGGUGAUGCAGACGUUUGAAUCAUUAAAGCGAGAAGCUCAAAAGGCGGGACCGUGA